Phaethon lepturus (White-tailed tropicbird) is the source of this 2037-nucleotide messenger RNA. RefSeq names its product IQ motif containing E (gene IQCE). The annotation marks the transcript as partial. Gene Ontology annotation, molecular function: protein binding. NCBI's taxonomy places the organism in Eukaryota, Metazoa, Chordata, Aves, Phaethontiformes, Phaethontidae. The transcript has 21 exons. The record is from RefSeq and is a predicted model, not a curated record.
GGAGAUGACAGCCUGUCUGUGAUAACCUGUGAGUCAGAUACAGAAAUGAAGUUAAAGAAGAAAAUUUUUCACAAGCCUCCAAAGUCACCAAAGUCUCCAUACAGCUCUAGCACGCAACUGUACCCUAAAAAAGUUGCAGUUUGGCGAUCUCCGCAGGGAGUAGGCAGUGCGCAUCUUGAGAGUACAGCUGUAAAAAACUCAAGGCAGUUGUGGCUGGGAUCACUGAAACAAGGAAUGAACCAUCCUCUGAAAUCAGAUGUUAACAUGGGGCAUAUGCGAACUUACAUUUCUAGUAGCACUCCAGAAUAUUUGAAGGAAGCUCUAGGAAUGAAGAAGCCAAAACAUUCUCGUUCUUCUAGUAAUGGCUACAUUCCUGGAACUCCUGACUACAAAGAAAAAGAAGAUAUGUAUGAUGAAAUUCUAGAAUUGAAAAAGACAAUACAAGCUCAGAAAAAUGAGGGAGAUAGAAUGAAAACUAAGCUCCGUCGACUAGAAGAAGAGAACAAUAGAAAGAAUAAACAGAUUGAACAACUGUUGGAUCCUUCCAGGGCCUCGGAGCUGGCACGAGCUUUGUCAGAAAAGAAGACUGAUAAUGGAUGGGUGGUUAGUGGAUUGAAGCAGAAGAUUCUCAAGCUAGAACAACAGUGCAAGGAGAAAGACAACACUAUUAACAAAUUCCAGGCAGACAUGAAGACUACUAAUUUGGAAGAAAUGAGGAUAGCUAUGGAAACCUACUAUGAAGAGGUUCAUCGACUCCAACUCCUCCUGGCAAAAUCUGAGACUAUGAGGAAAAAUGCAGAGGGCAGAGAUACCCAAAAACGACUGAAAGCACUGAAUGCUGCUGUCCUGAGAUUAUCCAGGAAUAUCAAGGAAUUGCAGAAUGAAAAUCAGAGGCUGAAAGAAGAUCUAGAUCAUGUACUGAGCAGUUCUCUGCCUUCCAAUAAAAUAAAAAACUAUAGUGAGUGGAGCAGACAGAGGCUGGUGAGGCGGAUUUUGGAACUAGAAAAAAAAGUAUGUGCCAUGGAGAACACGAGGGUAUCAUCAGCAGAUAGUGAGUCAUCACAGUUUCUUGCUGUGUCAUCUUCGCCUUCUGUAGACCAGGAUCAUCCAGCCUCUCAACAGGUAGACCAUGUUGAAGAAUGUCAUCGCCUCCAAGGGCUAGUGAAGAAACUGAAGAGUGAUAGGAAGGCGCUUCAAAAUCUCUUGUUCAAUAAAGAAUUAGAUAUCAAGCAGUUACUGCAGGCUAAGGCUGAAGUGGAGCUGGAGCUGCAGAAGUGGCAGAAUAAGAUGGAAGAAAAGAGUACAGAAGAGCAGAGUUUGAGUGAGGAAAUCCAGAACGUGACACAGAAAGUAGGGAAAUUGGAGUUUAAAUUGGCAGAAGAGAAGAGACAAAUGGCAGAAGACUCAAUGGAAAAGCUUAGUAAGUCUUCACCAGCCUGCACAGUUAAAGGCAAAGAUGAUCACAGGAAGCAACAAGCAGCCAAAAUCAUCCAGAGACAGUGGAAGGUGUACUGCAACAAGAAAGAAGAAACUGCUCUGGAUGAGGCAGUUGUUAUGCUUCAGGCAGCUUUCAGAGGACAUUUAGCUCGACAGAAACUGUUACUGAAUAACAGGAUGCAUGAUGCAAAAUCUCACAGCAAGAACUCCUGCAUGAAUUCCAUGUCAAACUCCUUGAGCUUGUCUUCUGAUGGCAAGGAGAAAGAUGAGAUUGUGACAUUCAUCCAGUCCAUUUUCAGGGCUCACUUGGCACGUAAACUACUGUGUGAGGAGAGCAUGUCUUUUUGCAGGCCCUCUACGUCCAGUGCACCAAGUGAGAAAGCAGAUUCUUCAGUUUACGUUACAGAGAAGAAACCGGUCUCAGCAGUGCUCCAGAGACCUCCUUCAAUCUUUAUGUCAUCUCUUCCUGCCAGGUCCUCUGAGAAGCAAUCACAGUCUACUCCCUCUCUGUCUGUGGAUGAAGCUCACUCAGAUGAUUCAGAUGAUAUUGUCAUUGUCUCUCCGUUGUUGCAGAUGAAGAAAAACUACACCCACUUUUAA